AAUUAACACAACUCCUCGCGCCACGCCACGCAUCAUCACUCACUUGCUACACACGACAAUUCCCACUACAAACAAUCAUGGAUGACCUUUAUGAUGAAUUCGGUAACUUCAUUGGCGAGGCGGUCGACUCCGACGAGGAAGGCUCCCAGGCGGACGAUGCCGGCGUAAAUGCCUAUGUCGAUAUGGAUGAUGAAGAACCUACGGGCGACGCCAAUGACCAGCAGCUGAUGGAGCUUGACGAUGAGGGCCCUUCGAAUGCGGUGAUACUUCACGAAGACAAACAGUAUUAUCCAACCGCAGAGCAAGUCUAUGGAAAGGAUGUGGAGGCUAUGGUAGAAGAAGAGGAUGCUCAACCUCUAUCGGAACCUAUAAUAGCGCCUAUCAAGGUGAAAAAGUUCAAUGUCGAGGAGGUGGAUCUACCAAAAACGCAUUUCUCCAGAGAUUUCAUGAUGGACCUGAUGAGCUUUCCCGACCAAAUACGAAACGUCGCGCUCGUCGGACAUUUGCACCACGGAAAAACUACGAUCAUGGACAUGCUGGUUUUGGAAACCCAUGAGCUGGAGAAGACGGCUGGCAACAAGGGAUCCCAGUUGCGAUACACAGAUACCCACAUUCUGGAGAGAGCCCGUGGUAUAUCGAUCAAGGCUGCUCCCAUGUCACUCGUCCUGCAGUCGUCAAAGUCAAAAUCGCACCUCAUCAAUAUCAUCGACACACCAGGCCACGUCAAUUUCGUCGAUGAGGUAGCGUCAUCGAUACGGCUCGCCGACGGAAUCGUGCUGGUGGUGGAUGUUGUUGAGGGUGUCAUGGUCAACACGGAGCAGAUCAUCAAGUACGCCGUAGCAGAGAAUAUCCCCAUGACGCUAGUUCUCAAUAAAGUUGAUCGACUUAUCCUAGAAUUGAAGCUUCCUCCCAAAGACGCUUACUUCAAGCUCAAACACACUGUGGAGGAGGUGAACACCGUCAUCGACAGUGCAGCACCGGGCCGGAGUGAGAGCCUGCGAUUGUCUCCCGAGAAGGGCAAUGUCUGCUUUGCGAGCGCACAGAUGGGAUGGUGCUUCACCCUUACUACCUUUGCGAAGAUGUAUGCCGACACGUUUCCUGGUGUUAACUCUUCGGAGUUCGGGCGCCGGCUCUGGGGUGAUAUCUUCUACACCCCUACAACUAGAAAAUUCACCAGACGGGCCGUGGACUCAAAUUCGACCCGGUCGUUUGUACACUUCAUCUUGGAGCCAUUGUACAAACUCUACGCUCAUACCAUUGGAGAAAGCCCGGACAAGCUCAAGAAGACGCUUGCCAAUCUGGGCAUAACCUUGAAGCCCUCCAUAUACAAGGCUGAUGCGAAGAUUCUCCUUAAACAGGUGUGUGAACAAUUCUUUGGAACCGCAACUGGUUUCGUGGACAUGGUCGUGGACCACAUCCCGUCUCCGGUGGAAGGUGCCAAAACGAAGAUCGAACACACAUAUACUGGACCUCUCGACACCGAUCUGGCAAAGGCAAUGCUCGAGUGUGACGCAGAUGGUCCACUUGUGAUCCAAGUCUCCAAGCUCUUCCACACCAGCGAUGCCAAAGAUUUCUACAGUUUCGGUCGGGUUAUGAGUGGUACCGUUAGCCCUGGUCUUCAGGUUCGAGUGCUGGGUGAAGGUUACACCCUCGACGAUGAGGAAGACAUGGCUGUUGCUACGGUCUCCGACUGCUGGGUCAACAAUACCCGGUACAGAAUAUCUACUAGUGGAGUCCCGGCAGGUUCAUGGGUCCUUUUGGGUGGCAUCGACAAAUCCAUUGUCAAAUCCGCUACCGUCGUGGCUCUCAAGACAGAUGAUGAUGCGUACAUCUUCCGGCCAGUUAAGCACUUUACGGAAUCCGUUUUCAAAGUUGCUGUCGAGCCCGUCAACCCAUCAGAAUUGCCGAAGAUGCUUGACGGAUUGCGCCGUAUCAACAAGAGCUACCCUCUGGUCAUCACAAAGGUUGAGGAAUCCGGUGAGCAUGUUAUCCUCGGAACAGGCGAGAUGUACAUGGACUGUGUCCUCCAUGACCUGCGCCGGCUCUUCUCCGAGAUGGAGCUCAAGGUCUCGGAUCCCGUCACCCGUUUCUGCGAGACUGUCGUGGAGACGUCCGCCAUCAAGUGCUACGCCUUGACGCCCAACAAAAAGAACAAGAUCACCAUGGUCGCAGAACCUCUCGACUCGGGCAUCGCAGAGGAUAUCGAGAGUGGAAAGGUCUCUAUCAAAUGGCCAGUGCGGAAGGUGGGCAAGUUCUUUGAGGAGAAUUACGGCUGGGAUCUGCUGGCGUCGAGAAGUAUCUGGGCGUUUGGACCCGACGAUACUGGUCCCAAUAUCCUUCAAGAUGAUACUUUGCCGAGCGAGGUGGACAAAAAGCUGCUCAACCAGGUACGAGACAGUAUCCGACAAGGAUUCUCGUGGGGAACACGAGAAGGUCCUCUCUGUGAAGAACCCAUUCGAAACACCAAGUUCAAGAUAAUGGAUGCAUCGCUAGCGUCGGAAGCAAUCUACCGCGGUGGUGGGCAGAUUAUCCCUACCGCCCGUCGGGCGUGUUAUUCGUCGUUCUUGAUGGCUUCGCCACGGCUAAUGGAGCCGGUGUAUUCCUGCUCCAUGACGGGUCCUGCUGAUUCGGUCUCGGCGCUGUACACACUGCUCGCGAAGCGGAGAGGCCAUGUUCUCUCGGACUCGCACAUUGCGGGUACACCCCUAUACAACGUUAAAGGCUUGAUCCCCGUGAUUGACUCCUUCGGUUUCGAGACCGACAUCCGGAUCCACACGCAAGGACAAGCUUUCUGCUCGCUGGUAUUUGACCGGUGGAACAUUGUCCCGGGAGAUCCGCUUGACAAGGAGAUCAAGCUGCGUCCGCUGGAGCCUGCGCCCGCACAGGCUAUGGCUAGAGAUUUGGUGCUUAAGACGAGGCGGAGGAAGGGGUUGAACGAGGAGGUCACAAUUGCCAAGUUCUUGGAACCCGAGUUGCAUGCCAUGAUUGAGAGUUCGGGGCUUUUGGAUGGGUAAUCUGUAUAAUACGAGCAUGUAGAUGGGGACGGGGAGGACGGACUUGAAUGUACGAUCACAAUUCGAGGAGAUCGAAGUAAUU
Tricharina praecox is the source of this 3096-nucleotide messenger RNA. RefSeq names its product P-loop containing nucleoside triphosphate hydrolase protein. Bases 78 to 3014 code for a protein of 978 amino acids. The record is from RefSeq and is a predicted model, not a curated record. The transcript has 7 exons. Gene Ontology annotation, biological process: mRNA splicing, via spliceosome. Gene Ontology annotation, molecular function: GTPase activity; U5 snRNA binding; translation elongation factor activity. Gene Ontology annotation, cellular component: U2-type catalytic step 2 spliceosome; U4/U6 x U5 tri-snRNP complex; cytosol. Lineage: Eukaryota; Fungi; Ascomycota; Pezizomycetes; Pezizales; Pyronemataceae.